AUGGGGUCGGAAUUUUUCUUUUUCGUUUUUCAUACAAAUGCACGUUCGAAAACGUUAUUUCUCCGAGCUAUAUAUAAAAAUCCAAAUAUCCGGGAGGAAACUGACAUAUCGCUGGAAGGACGCACAAGAGAAGGGUCUCGACUACGCGGACUGAUCAAGAAACCACGAGGAAAAACGAAAACACAAAUAUUCCACUCAUUCGAGAGGUUCGUAACAGCAGCAUAUUCCACCUGGAAUGACGAGGAAGCAUAUGGGAGUGCCUUUCACAAGCUUUGGAUAAAGCAGAGCAACGUUAUAGCAUAACAGAAAAUAAGAGCUAGGUAUUUUCCUUUGUACAAUCUUUCUCGUUUAAAAACAUGU
Messenger RNA from Odontomachus brunneus, 360 nucleotides. RefSeq lists its product as uncharacterized. The coding region runs from base 1 to 303 and encodes 100 amino acids. The transcript has 3 exons. Lineage: Eukaryota; Metazoa; Arthropoda; Insecta; Hymenoptera; Formicidae. The record is from RefSeq and is a predicted model, not a curated record.